AUGGCGGUAAAUGAAAUUGUUACUGAAGCUGAAUUAAGGGAAAAAAUUCGUAUAAUAGAGGAGGAAAAUAAAAAAUUAGAAAAUGAGAAGUUAACGAUCGCUGAACUUGCAAGAGAAGUUCUUCAAAAAAAUUGCAACAAAGAUGUGGAAAUCGAAUCGCUGAAGCGAGAUAUUGAGAAAUACGUGGAAGAAAUCUCGCAAAAAUCACUUGUUCAUUUUUUUAAAAUUAAACGUCGUUUUUUAAAUCUCAAAUUAACUUUGCAAAACCGUAAUAACGACCUUGUUUCUGCCGAGCAAAGAAAUUUGCAAUUUCAACAAGAACUUGAAAUUAAAAAUAAUAUUAUCGCAGAACUUCGUAAGCAAGCGUUAAUGCCAUCACCAGAUAUUUCUAGAAAUGAUGAGGAGAAUUUGGAACUCAUUUCUGCUUCAAACAAAAUGGUGGAAAUGGAGCGGGAAUAUAAAAUUUUGGCUGAUGAAUUUGAAAAAGCAAAUGUGCGUAUCUGUGAAUUACAGUGGUGUUUGGAAAAGGAGGUUUCUCAAAAAAAGGAACUCGAUCAACUUUACAGGGGUACUCAAAAUGAAAUUCAGUUUGUCGAUGAGAGAUUAAAGCUUGAAAAAGAUCUGGUCUUGCUUAAAACACAGAAUGACCGGUUGAGAGCGCAGUUAGAAGAAAAUAAACAAGAAAAUGAAGAACUGAGGCAAGAAAUUUAUCUCUUGCGUAAUCAUCGAAAUGGAAUUGAUGAAGAAAAUAUAGUCGAUACGCACUCCGAAAUAUCAAAGUUGCGCAUGGAAAUAGCAGUGCUCACUGAAAAAUUAGCUAAUCAAACAUCAACGGCAGAAUUAAAGAUUCCUCCAGAAAAAGAAAAUCCUGUCUUGUAUAGCCGUAUAUACAAUUAUACGAAUGCAUGCUUAACUGAAGCAAGGAAGGAAGUGAAAGCAUUGACGAGAAAAUUAGAGCAAGCUAUAAAAGAAAGAAAUGAAUAUUUUGAUAAAUUUGAAUAUUCCAACAUACAACAUUUGCGCGAAGCCAGCAGAAAUCGAGAGCUUGAAUGUGAAUUAGAGCUUUUAAAAAAAAAGAUUGAGUUGGGAGAAAAUCGCUGUAAUAGACAGAUAAUAGGUGCGAAAGAAAUUUGUGAAAAGGUUAAUGCUUUGAAUGAACAUGGUAGUAUUUGUCCAUCGCUCACUUUCAACAGUUCUGUUCAGUCAAUUUCUCAAAAUGAUUCGACAUUAGUACAUGAAACAGUAACACACUGUGAUUAUGAUGCAAAGAAUGAAGACAAUUCAAAAUGUACCAAUGAGAACUCAGAUCGAGUUGAAUCGCAAUCAAAUUUGAAAAGGAUUAUAACAGUGAAUGAAAAUGGAAUAAUACCAUUACAAAAAUGCUUUAAAUUUACAAAAAAACAAAAGGAAGCGUCUGCAAAAAAUCCGGUUCUAGUCAGUGGUAAUUCCACUCGUAAAACGCGGUUAGCAUUACGGAAGAAACGUAUUCCUCGUAUGGAAGAAUUUGAGUGA
This is a messenger RNA of Dracunculus medinensis (Guinea worm), 1512 nucleotides long. The record is from the annotation of a GenBank genome assembly. Lineage: Eukaryota; Metazoa; Nematoda; Chromadorea; Rhabditida; Dracunculidae.